Molecule: messenger RNA, 1293 nt
Organism: Prunus armeniaca (apricot)
Lineage: Eukaryota; Viridiplantae; Streptophyta; Magnoliopsida; Rosales; Rosaceae
Source: the annotation of a GenBank genome assembly
AUGGAAGAGCCGUCCCUAUUCCCUCUUCCGCCUUAUAACAAACACCUAGUCCGCAUAAUUCUCAACCUCUCUAUCAAUGCUAAGGGCUUUUCCUGUGGUUUCCCGCCUACCCAUUCCCUCUCCCACAAGUACUCAGACUACGUAAUGCUCGUGAGAGACUCAGAGAACGAUGGCUCAGAGUGUUUUGAGCAGAAUGAGCUCAACAGCCCCAUCACCAAAAUUCCCAAAUUUGUUCCUGUGGAAGAGAGUACCAUCCAUUCGAUAAGUAAACCUGAUGGUAUCAGGUUUAGUCUUGUGUCGUAUAACAUUUUGGCUCAGGUAUAUGUAAAGAGUUCCUUGUUUCCACACUCUCCAUCCCCUUGUCUGAGGUGGAAAGCUCGCUCACAGGCAAUUUUGAGUGUUCUCAAGAACCUUGGAGCUGACUUUCUCUGCCUGCAGGAAGUUGAUGAGUACGACAGCUUUUACAAAGGAAAUAUGGAGAGCAAUGGCUAUUAUAGUUCUUAUAUUCAGAGAAGUGGGCAAAAGCGUGAUGGAUGUGGAAUUUUUUAUAAGCACGACAUGGCAGAGUUGCUGUUAGAGGAGAAAAUAGAAUACAACGAUCUUGUAGACUCAAUUCUAGAUGGAAAUAGACUUGGUGAUGAUAAACCAAAUAACAAAGAAGCUAUCGAAAACAAAGACGAUGGACCCAAAAUUGGUUCAACAUUACAAAGCGCCCUGGAUCAGGGAGACCCUGAUGAUCCUCGUGUCAGACUGAAGCGUGAUUGUGUUGGAAUUAUGGCAGUGUUCAAGCUUAAAAAUCCUUCUAAUCCUGUUGUUAUUGUGGCAAACACACACCUUUACUGGGAUCCAGACUGGGCUGAUGUUAAGCUUGCACAAGCUAAAUAUCUUCUGUCACGUUUAGCUCAAUUUAAAACAUUGGUCUCCCAGAGAUUUGACUGCAGUCCUUCAUUAAUUUUAUCUGGUGACUUCAAUUCAACUCCAGGGGAUAAGGUUUACCAGUACCUUAUUUCUGGCAACUCUUCAUCUGCACCCUCGAUAGAUUUUGUAGAUCUACCCAUUCCCUUGUGCAGCGCAUAUGCUACUACACGAGGUGAACCACCAUUUACAAAUUACACUCCUGGUUUCACUGGUACACUUGAUUAUAUAUUCUUUUCCCCUUCUGACUGCAUAAGACCAGUCAGUUUUCUUGAGCUUCCGGAACCAGGCUCGUCUGAUCUUGAUGGUGGAUUACCAAACUUCAGUCACCCAAGCGAUCACUUACCAAUUGGUGUUGAAUUUGAGAUCUCCAGAUAG